Marmota flaviventris (yellow-bellied marmot) is the source of this 306-nucleotide messenger RNA. RefSeq names its product secretoglobin family 3A member 1 (gene Scgb3a1). Gene Ontology annotation, biological process: positive regulation of myoblast fusion. The record is from RefSeq and is a predicted model, not a curated record. NCBI's taxonomy places the organism in Eukaryota, Metazoa, Chordata, Mammalia, Rodentia, Sciuridae.
AUGAAGCUCAUCAUCACCUUCCUGGUGUUCUACCUGUCCCUGCUCAACUAUGGUGACGGUUUCUUCAUGGACUCAGUGGUUAAGCCUGUAGCCCAACCUGUAGCUGCUGUAGCUCCUGCUGUGGAAACUGUGGCUGGGGCUGUGCCCAAACUCCCUUUCACCUACUUCAACCCCCUGAAGAUCAUGCUGGCCAGCCUGGGCAUCCCAGUGGAGAACCUCAUUGAGGGUUCCAGGAAGUGUGUCACUGAGCUGGGCCCCGAGGCCGUGGGGGCUGUGAAGACACUGCUGGUAACAAAGGCAACCUAG